GCAAGGUGAAUGGGCCGGGGUGAUGUGAUGAGUUAGCCGAGGUCACGAUAUUCUAACAAGACACAACCUGGGAAAUCAUACGAUUGCGAUGAUAAUUGACAAGCCUCCAAAUCCAAUCCGAUUUCUCUAAAAUUCGAUCAACAAUUACAUUAUUAAAAAAAAAAAAAAACAAAAAAAAAAAUUUCCUCUUUCUGGGUUGCGAGAAAUUCACACCAAGAACUCAAAUUAGCAGUAAUUAGAAGAAAUUCAAAAAUGGGGUUGCCCAAAAAUACAGUGUUUUGUGUAGGCACUGCUGAUACAAAGCUUGAAGAACUCCGCUUUCUAUGUCAAUCUGUUGCUUCCCACUUUAAAUCUUUUUCUCCCAAUUCCUCCCAUUCUCAGGUUCAGGUCACUCUGGUUGAUGUUUCCUCAGGUCAGAAGGUGAUCCAGAGUUUGGAAGACUUUCAUUUUGUUCCGAGAAAGGAUGUGCUAUCUUCUUAUCUUGGUCCUGGAAACCAAGAUUAUUUGCUUCCUGAUGAUCGAGGCAGAGCAGUGAAAAUAAUGAGUAAAGCUCUUGAACAAUUCAUAAAGAAAGCUUACGAGGAUCAUGUAGUUGUGGGAGCUAUUGGUCUUGGAGGCACUGGAGGAACUUCUUUAUUGUCUUCUGCUUUUACAAGUCUCCCCGUUGGGGUGCCGAAAUUCAUUGUUUCCACUGUAGCAAGUGGUCAAACUCAGCCUUACAUUGGUACGUCAGAUUUGGUAUUGAUUCCAUCUGUGGUUGAUAUAUGUGGAAUCAAUCGAGUGAGCAGGGUUAUUUUGUCGAAUGCUGGAGCUGCAUUCGCAGGAAUGGUUCUUGGAAGCUUACAGCGGUCAUCUAACUCUGCUAGUGUUGAGGGAAAACCUACUGUUGGAAUUACUAUGUUUGGUGUCACCACUCCGUGUGUGGAUGCUCUUAAGAACAGGUUGCUUGAGGAAGGUUAUGAAUCUUUGGUGUUCCAUGCAACUGGGGUGGGGGGCAAGGCAAUGGAGGAUCUUGUUAAAGGUGGUCUAAUACAGGGAGUGUUGGAUAUCACAACAACAGAAGUUGCUGAUUAUGUGGUCGGUGGUGUCAUGGCAUGUGACAGCUCUCGCUUUGAUGCUAUCAUAGAGAAGAAGAUCCCCUAUGUCCUAAGUGUCGGAGCCUUGGAUAUGGUUAAUUUUGGUGUGAAGGACAGCGUGCCUUCCAAGUUUCAGGAUAGAAAGAUUUAUGUGCAUAAUGAGCAGGUGACACUAAUGCGGACCACACCAGAUGAAAACAAAAAAAUUGCGGAGUUUAUUUCAGGUAAACUGAACAAGGCAACAUCAAAAAUUUGUGUCUGCUUGCCAGAAAAAGGUAUCUCUGCUCUGGAUGCACCUGAAAAGCCUUUUUAUGAUCCUGAAGCAACUGGCACCCUACUAAGUGAACUUCAGAGGUUGAUUCAGACUAACGAAUAUCUGAAGGUAAAAAAAUAUCCUCAUCAUAUCAAUGAUCCAGAGUUUGCAACUGCAUUAGUUGAUGCAUUUCUCGAGAUCAGUAGCAAGAGUGCAACAAAUUCACAUUUGAAAAAACUUACAGCUAAUGGACACAAUCAAGAUCUUAGUGAAGAUGUGAAAGCUAAAGCAGACUCAUCUAGUUAUCCAUCCGUAGAAUACAGCUUGAGUGAAUUCCCGGACGCAAACAAAGACACUUUGCAAAGAAGGCAUAUGAUACUGCAGACAUUCACUCAUCAAAUAAGCAAAGGCAUUCCAAUAAUUGGUGCUGGUGCUGGGACAGGGAUAUCAGCUAAAUUUGAGGAAGCAGGUGGUGUUGACUUGAUUGUCAUAUACAACUCAGGAAGAUUUCGUAUGGCUGGAAGGGGCUCUUUAGCCGGGCUGUUGCCUUUUGCUGAUGCAAAUGCAGUAGUUCUUGAGAUGGCCAAUGAAGUUUUGCCAGUGGUGAAAAAUGUACCGGUUCUUGCUGGAGUAUGUGGCACUGACCCUUUCCGCAGAAUGGACUAUUUUCUUAAGCAAUUAGAGGCAAUUGGAUUUUGCGGGGUGCAAAACUUUCCAACUGUGGGCCUCUUUGAUGGUAAUUUCAGGAAGAACCUGGAGGAAACGGGAAUGGGAUAUGGCUUGGAAAUUGAGAUGAUCAACAAGGCACACAGAAUGGGCCUUCUAACAACUCCAUAUGCAUUUAAUGAAGAUGAGUCUGUAGGAAUGGCAAAAGCUGGUGCUGAUAUGAUAGUGGCACACAUGGGACUUACAACUUCUGGAUCAAUAGGUGCAACAACUGCUGUUUCCCUAGAUGAUUGUGUGAUUCAUGUUCAAGCGAUUGCAGAUGCUGCACACAAGACCAGGCCAGAUGUUAUAGUGCUCUGUCAUGGAGGUCCCAUAUCAGGCCCUAAAGAAGCAGAGUUCAUACUAAAGAGAACCAAGGGAGUUCACGGAUUUUAUGGGGCAUCAAGCAUGGAGAGACUACCGGUUGAACAAGCUAUAAAGAGUACAGUUGAACAGUAUAAAUUAAUUUCGCUUUACUGAGGUUCUCUCAGGAAUCAAUUUCUGGAUUUUCUAUGUAACUGUUUCGCCUGCUGCCGUAGAAUACCAAAGAGCUGCUGCUAUGGUAUGCGCUACUACCUGAUUGACCUUAUGGUAAUAUUCUCGAAGUUACAGAAUAAUUAAAUAAUUAUAUAAAUGACAACACUUGUAUGAGUUGUAUCGUUGUAUGUAACACUUAGAUACUGUGAUUUGCAACACUUCCAUGUAAAAUGUCUAAUGUGUUACUGUAAAUUGUAACAUUCUUAACACUUUACUUUGAAGCUCAUGAAUAAAUUCAAAAUCC
This is a messenger RNA of Chenopodium quinoa (quinoa), 2815 nucleotides long. Its product is annotated as UPF0261 protein y4oU-like. The transcript has 9 exons. The record is from RefSeq and is a predicted model, not a curated record. Bases 253 to 2514 code for a protein of 753 amino acids. NCBI's taxonomy places the organism in Eukaryota, Viridiplantae, Streptophyta, Magnoliopsida, Caryophyllales, Amaranthaceae. Gene Ontology annotation, molecular function: catalytic activity.